Molecule: messenger RNA, 2053 nt
Organism: Gopherus flavomarginatus (Mexican gopher tortoise)
Lineage: Eukaryota; Metazoa; Chordata; Testudines; Testudinidae
Gene: CHN1
Product: chimerin 1
Exons: 11
Coding region: 8-1306 (432 amino acids)
Biological process (GO): regulation of small GTPase mediated signal transduction; positive regulation of GTPase activity; ephrin receptor signaling pathway
Molecular function (GO): ephrin receptor binding; GTPase activator activity
Source: RefSeq, a predicted model, not a curated record
GAUACUGAUGAAUACCAACCACCUGUUUGGAAAUCUUACUGUAGAGAACAGACCCAAAUAUUAUGGAAGAGAAUUCCAUGGUAUGAUCUCAAGAGAAGAAGCUGACCAGUUAUUAAGUGUUGCAGAGGGAAGUUAUCUCAUUCGUGAGAGCCAACGGCAACCAGGAACCUACACAUUGGCAUUAAGAUUUGGAAAUCAAACCAGAAACUUCAGACUCUACUACGAUGGAAAACACUUUGUUGGGGAGAAACGUUUUGAGUCCAUCCAUGACCUGGUGACAGAUGGAUUGAUUACUCUUUAUAUUGAAACCAAGGCAGCAGAAUAUAUUGCCAAGAUGACAAUAAAUCCAAUUUAUGAACACAUAGGAUAUACAACCUUAAACAGAGAGCCAGCACACAAAAAACAUAUGCCAACCCUGAGAGAUACAUAUGAUGGCAAAGAGUCUACAGGAGAAGAUGAGGUAGCAGAGAAAAGGUUGACAUCACUUGUCAGAAGAGCAACUCUGAAAGAAAAUGAACAUAUUCCAAAAUAUGAAAAGGUUCACAAUUUCAAGGUUCACACGUUCAGGGGUCCACACUGGUGUGAAUACUGUGCCAACUUCAUGUGGGGCCUCAUUGCUCAGGGAGUAAAAUGUGCAGAUUGUGGUUUAAAUGUUCACAAGCAGUGUUCCAAGAUGGUCCCAAAUGACUGCAAGCCAGAUCUGAAGCAUGUCAAAAAAGUGUACAGCUGUGACCUUACAACGCUAGUAAAAGCACACAUCACUAAAAGGCCAAUGGUAGUAGACAUGUGUAUUAGAGAAAUUGAAUCUAGAGGUCUUAAUUCUGAAGGACUAUACAGAGUUUCAGGCUUUAGUGACCUAAUUGAAGACGUCAAAAUGGCAUUUGACAGAGAUGGGGAAAAAGCAGAUAUUUCUGUGAAUAUGUAUGAAGAUAUCAAUAUUAUCACGGGUGCACUUAAAUUGUACUUCAGGGAUUUGCCAAUUCCGCUUAUCACAUAUGAUGCCUACCCAAAAUUUAUAGAUUCUGCAAAAACCAUGGAUCCUGAUGAACAGUUGGAAACACUUCAUGAAGCAUUGAAACUACUGCCACCUGCUCACUGUGAAACCUUAAGGUAUCUCAUGGCACAUUUAAAGAGGGUAACCCUUCAUGAAAAGGAGAAUCUCAUGAAUGCAGAAAAUCUUGGCAUUGUUUUUGGACCAACCCUUAUGCGAGCACCAGAACUAGAUGCAAUGGCUGCACUGAAUGAUAUCCGUUACCAGAGACUUGUGGUGGAGAUGCUUAUAAAAAAUGAAGACAUUUUAUUUUGAAUAUUUUGUUUUGUUCUUUCUAAAAAAGGAAACAACAAUAUUCUGUGGAGGAAGGAAUAUUUUAAUGUAAUUUAACUGGCUCUUGUAGCUGAAUUCCAUAUUUGCUAGAGCUUUUGAUGUAUACAGGAUAAAAAUGAAGGAACUCUGUGUCGCUUCUGUAGUGCCAUUCAGCUGAUAUUGAAAAAAGGUUAACACAUUUUCCAGUACUAGUAAUCCUGGGUGUUUAUCAUGUUUAAAACAAAAAUCUAAAGCUCUAUUGCAUGAUUGGCUUCCUGUUCUCCCUGUUUUGAUGAAGCUCUUUCUGCAAAAGAAACGAGACCUGGUGCAGCAUCUUUUAUAAGCAUCUUUGUUCUGGAUAGUUUGUGCUUGUAAUUUAGCAUGUUUCUCAGUGUAAACCUAUUGUGAAUUUGCUUUUAUGUUCUAUGUAAUUGGUUUCUGAUACUAAAAAAGAAUGAUUUCUGUGAAAUGGGGCUUCUGGCUGUAUGUUGACAUUUCCUAUCAUUCUUUUCCCACUUUCUUGGGUGAUUUCUUCCUGGUUUCUCUCAGUUCUUUUAUCAUGUAGUAAUUUGUUUUGAACAGAAACAAAAUGUGUACUUUGUCACUUUAAUUCUUCAUGUCGUUUAUCGUGGUUGCAGUAAAAUCUGCAACACUGUACAAUAUUUCCUUUAUUGUUAUUUCAGUUGUAAUUUUGUGUUUUUAUCUGGCAUGCAUAUAUUAAUUUAUUAAAUUUUGCUGUUAGAAAUCUCA